Messenger RNA from Fukomys damarensis (Damara mole-rat), 4200 nucleotides. Its product is annotated as epidermal growth factor receptor substrate 15-like. The record is from RefSeq and is a predicted model, not a curated record. Bases 87 to 1844 code for a protein of 585 amino acids. The transcript is spliced from 13 exons. NCBI's taxonomy places the organism in Eukaryota, Metazoa, Chordata, Mammalia, Rodentia, Bathyergidae.
ACAAAGUCUAUAUUGAUUUCCAUUCCAUAAAUAAUUAAGAGAGGGUAGAAAUAUCUGCCCUUCAUUUAAUUAUUGAAUGUUUCACUAUGUAUUUAAAAAGUGAUUCAGGAUUAGGAUGGAUAACAAUACCAGGUGUAGCUGAUGUUCUCAAAUAUUCUUGCAUUGUUUGCUGGUCUUCCAGGGAAAAGAAUAAUGUGGAACAGGAGCUUAAGGAGAAAGAAGAUACUAUUAAACAGAGGACAAGUGAGGUUCAGGAUCUUCAAGAUGAAGUUCAAAGGGAGAAUGUUAACCUCCAAAAACUACAGGCCCAGAAGCAGCAAGUGCAGGAAAUCCUCGAUGAACUGGAUGAGCAGAAAGCCCAGCUAGAGGAGCAACUCAAAGAAGUUAGAAAGAAAUGUGCUGAGGAGGCCCAGUUGAUCUCAUCUUUGAAAGCUGAAAUAACUAGUCAGGAAUCACAGAUCUCUACUUAUGAGGAAGAACUGGCCAAAGCUAGAGAAGAGCUGAGCCGCCUCCAACAAGAAACGGCUGAAUUGGAGGAGAGUGUGGAGUCAGGAAAGGCUCAGCUGGAACCUCUUCAACAGCACCUGCAAGAUUCACAGCAGGAAAUCAGUUCAAUGCAAAUGAAGCUGAUGGAAAUGAAAGAUCUGGAAAAUCAUAAUAAUCAAUUGAAUUGGUGCAGUAGCCCACACAGUGUUCUUGUAAAUGGUGCAACAGAUUAUUGUAGCCUCAGCACCAGCAGCAGCGAAGCAGCCAACCUUAAUGAACCUGUUGAAGGCCAAAGCAACCUCGAGUCUGAGCCCAUACACCAGGAAUCGCCAGCAAGAAGUACUCCUGAAAUACCACCUUCUGAUGUGACUGAUGAAAAUGAAGUUGUGACUGCAGCUGUUAAUGAAAAAGUUUGUCCUGAAGUUGAUAAUGACAGACAUGCAAAAGAGGAAGAUCCGUUUAAUGUAGAAUCAAGUUCAUUGACAGAUCCAGUUGCAGAUACAAACUUGGAUUUUUUCCAGUCCGAUCCUUUUGUUGGCAGUGAUCCUUUCAAGGACGAUCCUUUUGGGAAAAUUGACCCAUUUGGUGGUGAUCCUUUCAAAGGUUCAGAUCCAUUUGCAUCUGACUGUUUCUUCAAGCAAUCUUCUACUGACCCUUUUGCCACUUCAGGUACUGACCCUUUCAGUACACCCAGCAACAGCAAUAAUGAAUUGGUAGAAACAUUGAAGCACAAUGAUCCCUUUGCUCCUGGUGGAACAGUUGUUAUUGCAGCAAGUGAUUCAGCAACAGACCCCUUUGCUUCUGUUUUUGGAAAUGAAUCCUUUGGAGAUGGAUUUGCUGACUUCAGCACAUUGUCAAAGGUCAACAAUGAAGACCCUUUUAGUUUACCUACAUCAAGCUCUGUCAGCAGUGUGGUCAUUCCAAAAAAUGCAUUUGAGGAAACAUCAGUCAAGAAUGAAGAUGUACCCCCAGCACUGCCACCAAAGACUGGAACUCCAACGAGACCCUGCCCACCACCACCUGGGAAAAGACCCACCAACAAAUUGGAUUCUUCUGAUCCCUUUAAAGUGAAUGAUCCAUUUCAGCCUUUCCCAGGCAGUGAUAGCCCCAAAGAAAAAGAUCCUGAUAUGUUUUGUGAUCCAUUCACUUCUUCUACUUCUACUACUGCCAAUAAAGAGGCUGACCCAAGCAAUUUUGCUAACUUCAGUGCUUAUCCCUCUGAAGAAGACAUGAUUGAAUGGGCCAAGAGGGAGAGCGAGAGAGAGGAAGAGCAGAGGCUUGCCCGACUGAACCAGCAAGAACAAGAAGACUUAGAACUGGCUAUUGCACUUAGCAAAUCUGAGAUAUCAGAAGCAUGAAGAAUUCUCUUGUCCUUUGUCAAAAAUACAAUAUUCUUCUUCCUGAAUGUUAAAGCUAUUUACCGUGUGUAUCAAAACUACCUAUGAGCAUGGAAACACAAAGGGUUUAAGAUUCCUGUAAAUGUGACAAAGUCUAGGGGUUUUUGUUUUGUUUUGUUUUUUAAGAACUCUGUUUCACAUUUGUCUCUUAUUUUUUCCUCAAAAAGCAGUCAGAUGAGACAGUGUCACAGGCUCCUGUCUGGUGUGCAUUUACUGUGAGCUUCUGCCUGCCUUUGCUACAUCACUGUACCUAGAGCACCCAAGCUUCUGUGUUCACCCUGUGCCACCCUUGACCUGUAGUCAUUCUGGGGAGCCAAUGGGGUUCUUCUAGUUCGCAGUAUUCUCCCCUGCUCUGAAUGGUUGAAGGAGGGGAAGGGAAGAACCUAUUUCUUUUAUGAUUGGUAUAAAUUGGCUAGUUUAAAGUGCAUCUUUAAAUUUCCUUAUAGUAAAAUACUAUUUAAUUUGUUUUUUAGAGACAAGGAAAAAUAUUUUGCAUAGAUCAACUCCGCUGUUGAAAAAGGGCUGCUUUGGGUUGAACCAUUUUAAUUUGAGAGUCAAAUUUUUCCUAAAUAAAAAUGUUAAAGUUUCAUGUGUGAAAUAUAUUUUUAAAAACAAUUUUCUCUGGAUUUGAAGAAUCUUAGAUCAACAAGUAUGUUGCUAAUUAACAAAAUCAAUGUCUUACAAAUAAGAUUUGUAAGAAAAUGUUCAUAUUAAGUGCCACAGAGAAACUUUAUCACAAUAUUAAAAUACACUCAUUAACCAAAACUCCUAACAUGCAGCCAUUUCUACCUUUGCUUUGGCAUUGUCCUCUUUAAUUCAUGAUAGGUUUAUUCAUAUACUUUUGUAAAAGAACCUUUAGCAAGGUAGAACUGGAAGGUACUUUAAUUUUUCUUCUUUUGUUUUAUUUCUUGUUUAACGAAGGCCCAACUACUUGAAAUAUAAAAACUCACUGAAUAUAAAUGGAAAAGUGACAUGUAUUAUAUCAUAUCGCUUUUUGUUCAUUUUUUUGGUUUAGUGUAUUUACUCUCCCUGAUUUUCAUCUAUAAAAUUGACAUGCUAGCAAAAAAAUGCAACUGGGAAAGAAAAGAGCCGCCAAAAUAUCAAAAUUUUUCAUGUGUUAAAAGCCCAUUAGCAGACAAGCCCAGACCAAGCAGAAAGUUGAAUUUGAGAGACGGUGAAGUAGUCUGUAAUUGUACUCUACUUUUAAGCAUGUGUGACUGACUUUACGGGAUUUAUUAAAUACCAGGAUAUUGAAAAGUGCACCUGAAAACUAAAGUUCUCUGGGGUCACAAGUCGAGGUGGUAUUGAUCAAUAUUAACAAACUAAGUUAUUACCUAGUCUAUAAAUAAAUUCAUCUAAUUUCAUCUUGAAAUGGUGCUUUUUUUCUUUUACACACAAUUGGAAAGCUGGCAUUUAAAACAAACCACUUUCUUGCACUGCUAAUAACUUUUCUACUUUUGUAAAUAGAAACAUUGCAGCCUAAAAAAAUCAAAUAUAUGAAUCAAAGGCUGAAUCAUAAUCACAAGGCUUUAAUUUUGAUAAACUAAUUCAGUGACUAAGGAUUUACUGCAAACAUUGAUUGAGAAAGUAGCAUUGGGAGUUGUGGUAGGUUGAAUUUUCUGGGAGAUUUUUUUCCUUCCCCUUACUCUUCAGGAAAAAGGUAAGUUGACUUGAACAACCUUCUUUUGCACUGGGAAAAUGAACAAAUGUUUGAAAUGCUUUUAAAAAUAUUUUUUUAAUUAAAAAACACUCUGGAAAAUAUUAAGUGUCUGUAACUUAUAAACACCAACUUCUGAUGUAAUACGUGUACCCUAAUCUUAAUGUAUGCUUAACUGGAUUAUAGAUUCUUAUCUUUUGUUAAAAUAUGUAUACUCAGUGGACCAAUAUAAUAUUAUGUAUAUAUUAUAUAAAUAUAUAUUCUCCAUGCUUGCUUGUGUAGGAUGAAUGUCUUAGAGUCAGUUGUGGUAUUUUCUGUUGACCCUGGCUUGAAAGCCUGCGCUUGAAAAGGACAGAUACCAUUGCCAAAAGCUAAAUGGCACUACUUUGAGAGUUUUAACCAUCUUCUAUACACCAGUUCAGCUUUACUUGGGCUUUCUUUAUAGAAUUUUCUCUUACCUUUCAAACUUCUAAAUUGUAGGUUGUAAUUAUGAAAAUAAUAAACUUUAAGUAAUAAUAAAGCAUCCUAUCCACAUAUCCGGCCAACACUGGAGUUUUUCAGUCCUCUGUGUCUGUACUAUACAAGGAGGAAUGGGUGUGCAAUCACACAAUGUGUGUAAAAUGUGUGGGACAGUACCUGGUAUAGAAUAAAUAAUACAUG